GGGGAGAGCGGGGCCGAGAUGGCGACCGUGAGGAGGGCGGCGCCGCUGCGACUGGCGGGCUUGGCGUCCCUCCGGGCCGUGAGCACCUCCACUCUGGGCGCUCUGCCAAAGCAGGUGAAGAUUGUGGAAGUUGGUCCGCGGGAUGGAUUACAGAAUGAAAAGAACAUUGUCCCUACACCAGUGAAAAUCAAACUGAUCGACAUGCUUUCUGAAGCAGGACUCCCUGUCAUAGAAGCUACCAGCUUUGUGUCUCCCAAGUGGGUUCCCCAGAUGGCUGACCAUGCCGAAGUCUUGAAGGGCAUCCAGAGAUUUCCUGGCAUCAGCUACCCAGUCCUGACCCCAAACCUCAGAGGCUUUCAGACAGCGGUUGCUUCUGGAGCCCGGGAAGUGUCCAUCUUUGGAGCGGCCUCCGAGCUCUUCACUAAGAAGAACAUCAACUGCUCCAUCGAAGAGAGUUUUCAGCACUUCGACAGUAUCUUAAAGGCCGCUCAGGCAGACAGCAUUCGCGUGCGGGGGUACGUCUCCUGCGUACUGGGAUGCCCCUACGAAGGGAAGAUCUCCCCCGCUAAAGUAGCUGAGGUCGCCAAGAAGCUGUACUCAAUGGGCUGCUAUGAGAUCUCCCUGGGGGACACCAUCGGGGUGGGUACCCCAGGGGCCAUGAAGGACAUGCUCUCUGCUGUCAUGCAAGAGGUUCCUGUGGCUGCCCUGGCUGUCCACUGCCACGACACCUACGGACAGGCCCUGGCUAACACCUUGGUGGCCCUGCAGAUGGGAGUCAGUGUCGUGGACUCUUCUGUGGCAGGACUUGGAGGCUGUCCCUAUGCACAGGGGGCAUCUGGAAACUUGGCCACAGAGGACCUGGUCUACAUGCUAGCAGGCCUGGGCAUUCACACGGGUGUGAACCUCCAGAAGCUCCUAGAAGCUGGCACCUUUAUCUGUCAGGCCUUGAACAGAAAAACCAGCUCCAAAGUGGCCCAGGCCACCUGUAAACUCUGAGCUCUCGGCCUCCUGACGUUCCCGGGGACGGUACCGAUGAAUCACGGAUGGGGAUAUGGAAAUGGAAGGGAGCAGGCACCUCGCAGUAAAACAGGAGGGGCCGAGGGAGCUGCUGGACCUCCACGCCCUGAGUGAGAGGCUGUGGCGGUUGCACGUCGCCCUUCACCUAGGAGUUGGAUGUGGAAGUGUUGCUGAGGACACUGGGAAGCCCACUGCCUGGUCCUGGGCUGACCUAGAGCGCCCUCUCUGGGUGACAUCUGCUAGCUCACUGCCUGCCUCUCCACAGCUCACCAGCAGUGACCCUGGGGCCACUGCUCCCUGACGUCUCAGAGCAAAGGGACCAAGGGGUGGCCAGCUGCCAACUCGAGCACCACUGGAGUUCUCUCCACUCGGAAUGUGAUUUUUGAAAACACUUCUGUAAUUAAAGGUUUAAUGGCACCAAA
This is a messenger RNA of Echinops telfairi (small Madagascar hedgehog), 1439 nucleotides long. It is a transcript of the gene HMGCL, whose product is annotated as 3-hydroxy-3-methylglutaryl-CoA lyase. Lineage: Eukaryota; Metazoa; Chordata; Mammalia; Afrosoricida; Tenrecidae. Gene Ontology annotation, biological process: L-leucine catabolic process; ketone body biosynthetic process. The transcript is spliced from 9 exons. Bases 19 to 996 code for a protein of 325 amino acids. The record is from RefSeq and is a predicted model, not a curated record. Gene Ontology annotation, molecular function: hydroxymethylglutaryl-CoA lyase activity.